UGGUUGUUGUGUUGCCAUCAAAGCCGUAGCCCUCGCGCUCCAGUCGUUACUGUUGUCCUAGCUUCAAUAGAGUUAGCAUGAGAAAAGGAGAACCGUCCUGAGGUGAGGUAAAGAUGUCGGUAGAGGUGGAUGUUUUGCUGCAGGAGGCGAAGGAGAGUAUAGAAGCAGCACAGAACUAUAGGAGUGAACUGCAGCAGAGACUACAGGGGCUCAGUCAGGCACGGAAACAGGUUCGAGGCAGCUCCACUCACACUCGUGAGACCCUACGGAGACACUUUCAGGAACUGCAGACGGCACUGAGUCGCCUGCUGAGCGACCGGCUCAACACACUCCUGCAGGAAGUGGACGCCAUCGAGCAAGACAGCGUCAGCCCGCUGGACGACUGCCAGAAACUCAUUGAGCAUGGAGUCAGCAUGGCAGAUGAGCUGCUGCGCGAGGGAGAAGCUGCUAUUCGCUGUGGGAUCAGUGAUAAAGAGGAUAAACUCUGCAGCUUCGCUAAGAAAGCCCUCAACAUCCAGCUGGACAGUCUCCCAGAGGUUCCUGCACUGGUGGAUGUUCCCUGCCUCUCUGCACAGCUGGACGACUCGUUGCUGCACGUGAUGCGUGAGCGGGUGGCACGGCACGGCAGCGUUUCAGCACACCCCCCUGUACAGAUCGAGGAGCUGGUGGAGAGACCGGGCAGCGUGUUUGUGCGCUGGUGUAAGGUGGAUGAAGACUUUAACCCUCAGGAUUACCGUCUGCAGUAUCGCCGCAGUAACGCGACUCAGUAUGAGGACGCGUAUAUCGGUAGGGAGUGUGAGUUUCUGGUGCUGCACCUGGACCCACACACUGAUUACCUGUUCAGAGUGUGUGCACGAGGAGAGGGAAGAACAGAGUGGAGCCCGUGGAGCGUCCCACAGACAGGAUACACCACCCUCAUACCACAUGAGUGGUGUCCAGGAGUAGAUGGGUAUAUCCUGAGCAGUAGGAAGAACAUUGCGAUGCGCAGUGACUCUAACACCGGCGGAGGAGGCGUGCUCUACUCCAGCUCCCCAACUUACUUCUGUGGACAAACCCUUACGUUCAAGAUUUCAGCAGCUGGGCAGAUGGAUAAGCGAGACAGUGUUGGUGUGUGUGUGGAUAACCAGAGUGGAGCAGAAUCCCUGCAGAGAGAUCAGGCCGUCUGCAUCUCCACCAACGGUGCUGUGUUUGUUAACGGGAAGGAGAUGACCAAUCAGCUGCCCGCCAUAACAGUGGGUUCAGCUGUAACAUUCGAUAUGGAGGUGGUCAGCCUGUUUCCUGUCAACAACAACAACCCCAGCGACGGUGGCAACUUCAAACUGAGAGUCACGAUUGGCUCAGGAAACCGCGAGGUGGUUUUUUAUUGGCUGCUGGACCAGGUGGUGGACUGCCUGUUUUUCGGCUGUUCCUUUGUGCACCCUGGUUGGAAGGUGCUGGUGUUCUGAAGCAGGUGAUUCCGUUCCUGUGGUUUAAAGAGGAAAAUAAUCGAGGCCUGGUGAACACUGCCAGAACUGCAACAGUCUUUUUUUUUCUUUCUUUAUUAUAAUAUUUUUUUUUUUGGUGUGUGAUAUGAUGACGGGUAUCAUUAUUGUGAUUAAUUGCAUCACAGUGAGGCAGUUUCUCACAGAAACCUGCUUCUUUCCAGUAGUUGAUGUUAGUAGUGUUAAAUCACCUCUGCUCUAAACAGCUCCAGCAGAAACGCUCUGUUAUUGUAACACCACAGUGAGCAGAUACGCUAUAUGUCCAAAUGUUUGUCCUAAUGAAUUCAUUCGGCUAGUUUAAGUUGCAUACAUUGCUGACAGAUGUGCAAAUGCACAAAUACAGCUUAUCCAAUGUCUGCUGAGUUACUCUAACAAAAUGUUUUAGGAACAUGUUUGGGCUGCUCAUUGCUAAAAUGUUACUUUGGUAAAGAGUAGUGUUUACUUUGCCUUUGAAAAGCUUUAAAUGUAAAAAAAAAAAUCAAUAACAGCACAUUUCAUCGGUAUCAUUAAAAAACUUCCCUAUAUAGAUAACUAUAUUGGGACACCUACAAAAGCUUUAAUGACAUCCCAUUCUAAAUCCAUAGACAUUAGUGAGGAGUCAGUCCCCCUUUAUAGCUCUAACAGCAGGUUUGAAUUCCCCUAAUGGAAUCAGCAGAGUGUUAAAUAUGGCGUCACAUCAAUGUUGAAAGUCAGGGAUGCAAAAACACCAGAUAAAAAAAAAAUUAACCAUUUUGUGUGUGUAAAUUUCCUUCUCACAGACAACUGAAUAUCACUCGAGCCUCAUUUUCACCUUUUCAAGUGUUUUUGUUUCUCUCAAAUUCACAGUUGUCCUCACGUGCAAUGCGCAUUGCGGCUGUUCUUUUUUCUCAAGCGAAGUUUUUGCGCUCAAUGUAGAAAGGAGUUCACAGGAUUGUUCCACACUUCAAAGACUAAACUAAACUAAGUUUUUUAGUUUAGUGUGCACAUGAUUUUGUUUUGUUUCGUUGCAGUUCCACAGCUGCACUCACAAGAAGGAAAUGUACACAUGCAAACUGUUAAAACUCACAGUUUAUUAUUAUAAUUUUUUUACCUGAUGUUUUUCUGCUCUGACUUUUGACAUUUCUACACUAUGCUUGUCAGCUCUAAACACUUUUUAGUAAUAUCACUCAGCUGAUUGUAAAAUAUCUAGAAGGGGAGUAUUUUCACCAGCUGACUUGUUGUGGUGAAAACCUAUUACAGUACCACACUGGAGAGCCCAUCCAUUCUUUCACUGUUUGUAAAGGUAGACUGCACGGCUAGCUGCCUAAUAUUAUGCAUAUGUGGCAAUGGUACUGAUUAAAACAUAAAUUCAGUGAUUAAGCAGGGUGUUCCAAUACUUUAUCCAUAUAGUGUAACUUUGUUAGACAAAAGACAACAGUGUCUGGUAAUGCAUGUUAGAAAAACUAAAUGAAAUCACUUAUUUCCUGGUUACACCAACUGCAUUUCUGUAAUUUACAUGAUUCACAUCAGUGUAAAACUAAACCCAUUUCAAAUGUAGAAAUAUGUUGUUUUAAAGCUCCUUUAGCUUAACUAAAAAGCUUCACUGCCCAUGCAAGGUCCCCAGGGUUCAAGGAAAAUAAACUUCCUAAAUGUUAAAUAAGCAGGAGAGGUUUUUCCUGCAGGACUUGAACAAAGGUACUUAGAUCACACAUUGCUGUUUAAGAGAAUGUUCAUCUUUGUAAAGGAAGCCCAGUUCUUAAAUGAGGCUACACCACACUGCUGCCAUUUUUAAAUAAACAAAAUGCUAAAUAAACAAAAUAAUUAGAACCCAAAAGUACUCAGUUUACUAUGAUCAACUGUGAAUGGUCAAGUGUGGCUUUUAGUUUUCAAGUCUUAAAAUAAUAUUAAUGUUCUUAUCAGCGUUCGUUUCUCGUAUAUUUGUCCUGUUUUCAUUUCAUAAAUGUGUAUUAUUGUUAUGAUAAAGAUUAGGCUUUUUUCAUUGUUCUGUGUAAAAAUUCAAAUGGUCAGCCUGUAUAGUAUUAAUAGAAUGGUCAGGUGAUGCCUGUUUAGUGCUAUAUUAUAAAACAAGGCACUAAACCUCAACCCUGGAACCUGAUAAACUCACAGGAGCUUCAUAUAUCCCUGUAUCGGUCGUGCCCUAUUCCAGGUAUGUAGAUACACUUUUAUAAAACUGUGACGGUUCACAUAUUUGUUUACCUCAUUUGUUUGUGCCUUCUGAAAAACUAUGAAAAAAAUUGCAAUUGCCACAAACUAAAAUAAAACUAGUAUACACUGA
Molecule: messenger RNA, 3735 nt
Organism: Astyanax mexicanus (Mexican tetra)
Lineage: Eukaryota; Metazoa; Chordata; Actinopteri; Characiformes; Acestrorhamphidae
Gene: crlf3
Product: cytokine receptor-like factor 3
Exons: 9
Coding region: 114-1445 (443 amino acids)
Molecular function (GO): protein binding
Source: RefSeq, a predicted model, not a curated record